Neoarius graeffei (lesser salmon catfish) is the source of this 1608-nucleotide messenger RNA. It is a transcript of the gene mad2l2, whose product is annotated as mitotic arrest deficient 2 like 2. Lineage: Eukaryota; Metazoa; Chordata; Actinopteri; Siluriformes; Ariidae. The transcript is spliced from 8 exons. The coding region runs from base 451 to 1098 and encodes 215 amino acids. Gene Ontology annotation, cellular component: zeta DNA polymerase complex. The record is from RefSeq and is a predicted model, not a curated record.
AGAAACCCGGCGCACAUCAAUUGUAAACAUGAACCUCUCUUAGCUUAGCUAGUUAGCGACAUAGAUGCAGUUUGAACUGUUCUACGUCUCUGAAUGGUUUUUACAUAUUUAGAAUUUUUAUUAUAUUAAAGCUUUUUGUCAAAGCAAGUGAGUUCUUUCCUGCAUAAGAGAACUAAAGGACAAAGACAGUCUAACUCGCUAAUCGGCAAGAUAACAACGCUUUAAUAGAACUGGCGUUGUGUACAAUUUGAUUUUAUUAAGCCACUAUUUUAGAUGCCGUGUCUGUCCUACAGCGAAGAUUUGCUUUCUAUAUAAAAAAAAAACCCCGGAAAGAACACUAACUGAAACGCUUCUAUGGAUUUUAGUUAAUAGUUAUCGUCUUCUUUAACUCAACAGCAGUAGUCUAAUGGUCUUUGCAAGCCGGUCUCCCCAUUUUCCUAAUACGUAACCAUGGCAACUCUUACAAGACAGGACCUGAACUUCGGUCAAGUGGUGGCUGAUAUCCUGUGCGAGUUUCUAGAAGUGGCCAUCCAUCUCAUCCUGUAUGUGAGAGAAGUUUAUCCAUCCGGUAUUUUCCAAAAGAGGAAGAAAUACAAUGUUCCUGUUCAGAUGUCAUGUCACCCUGAGCUGAAUCAGUACAUCCAGGACACACUCCAGUGUGUUAAACCGCUUAUUGAGAAGAAUGAGGCAGAGAAAGUGGUGGUGGUAAUUAUGGAUAAAGAGCACCACCCAGUGGAGAGAUUCGUGUUUGAGAUUUCCCAGCCUCCUUUGCUGUCUAUAAGCUCUGACACACUGCUGUCUCAUGUGGAGCAGCUGCUGAGAGCUGUGAUCCUGAAAAUCAGUGUGUGUGACGCUGUUUUAGAUAACAACCCUCCAGGAUGCACAUUUACUGUUCUGGUUUACACCAGAGAAUCUGCCACAAGAAACAUGGAGAAAGUUCAGGUGAUCAAGGACUUUCCCUGGAUUGUAGCAGAUGAGCAGGAAGUCCUCAUGCAGGAGCCCAGACUUAUUCCUCUGAAAACGAUGACCUCAGACAUAGUGAAGAUGCAGCUUUAUGUGGAGGAACGUGCACACAAGGGACAGCAAAAUGUACCAUGAAAAAGAAAUGCAUCUACGAAGGUUUUCUUUUUUAUUCUGAACCUCAUUUCAACAGUAUUUUGAUCAGGACCUCAGUUUACUGAUCACAUUUAAACAUUGGUUUCGGUUGUACUUAAACACACGCUUGGGGUUUUUUUUUUUUUUUUUGGUUGGUUGGUUGGUUGUUUUUUUAUUUCCUGUGCAGGUGUAACCCCCCCCAUUUCCUCUAAAAGUUGGGUAUGUGUAUAUCGUAAAUACUUUCCUUGUGACCAGCUUGAUAUCCAAUGACGACAUUGUUUGAUGAAUGCAUGGAUUAGCAGUAAUCAUCUGUUUCUUCAUGUCAGGAAGGCUUUCCGUCUCUAUUUGAGGGAAAAAAGUGAGUGACUGAGGAAACUGAGCUGUUACAUUUGCACUUUGUGAUGGAAGGUAAAACGUGUGUUCGCGCAUGUGUGCGUUUUGUUUUGCUCGAAUGUUCCUUUGAAAUGAAAAAUGCUCACAUUGUCAAUAUAUUAAAAAUAUUUUAUACCUCCA